Tarenaya hassleriana is the source of this 1260-nucleotide messenger RNA. RefSeq lists its product as uncharacterized. The transcript is spliced from 2 exons. The record is from RefSeq and is a predicted model, not a curated record. Lineage: Eukaryota; Viridiplantae; Streptophyta; Magnoliopsida; Brassicales; Cleomaceae. Bases 105 to 1088 code for a protein of 327 amino acids.
UAUCUUCAACAUCCUCUCUCUCUCUCUCUCUCUGUGUGAUAAAAGAGUCAAGCUUUUCGUCUGAAAAAGCAUCUCUGGAGAAACAAAGAGAGAAGACGCCAUUAAUGGAGAUAGACAGCACAACUUCUUCUCCAUACAUCACUGCUCCUUCAAGCCCUACACGAUUCGGUAUCACCUCCUUCACAAGCCCUCCUUCUCCUUCCAAUUCGUCAUCUUUCCGCAGUUCGAACGCGCCCUUUGACGAAUCCUCCAGGAAGAGAUCAUCGGCGAGCGAUUUCUCGGAAGAUUUCGAGUUCGAUUUCAGUGGCCAGUUGGAGAAAGGAUCAUUUUCCGCCGCUGACGAGCUCUUCCAUGGCGGAAAGAUCCGUCCUUUACGCCCACCUCCUGGCUAUGAACAUGAACACGCCUCUGAGAUUUCGUCUCCGAGAUCUAAGGAUCUGAAAAAAGAUGGGUUUGAUCUGUUUCAGAAGGAAGUGGAGUCGUCUAACCAGAAACAACGAGGGAGAGAUCGGUCACAGGGUCUGUCCUCUUCAGGUUUUGUUCACAAGGGAAGCCGCUCUUUAUCUCCUUUGAGGGUUUCAGACAUAAUGCUCGAGGAAGAAGACGAGAACUCUUCAUUACAGCCUACGAGAUUCGUCUCUUGCGCCGCAAGCAACCGAAAAACCUCCGUCUCCUCCGCGAUUUUCUCGGCCUUUUCGUUCCCGGGAAGAGCCUACAAGAAGUGGAAACUCAAGGACCUGUUGCUUUUCAGAAGCGCAUCCGAGGGAAGACCAGUUCCUACCAAAGAUUCCUUAAACAGAUACGAGAUUCUGUCGAAGAAAGAGGUCGAAGAAGAGGCGAAAAACUCGAGUUUCCGGUCGACGGAAAGCGCCGGUUCCUCGGCCUCCAGGUCAUCAUGGUCGAGGCCGAGGUCACAGCCAGCGGUGUCGGCUCACGAGCUGCAUUACACGGCGAACAGGGCAGUGUCGGAGGAGAUGAAGAGGAAGACUUUCUUGCCUUACAAGCAAGGUUGGUUAGGGUGCUUAGGGUUCAACCCUGGUGUUCAUAACAUUUCCAGAGUCGGGUCUUUGACACGUGGAGGUUCUUGAUUUCUUCUGAAAUUUCAUCACUUUGUAUUUAUUUUUGUUUUUCUUGUCUAAUUUUUAAAUGGUUCAAACAUUUGUUGGGUUAUUAUUUUUUUUUGGUCCAUCACAUUGAUGGAUAAUGCCAUAUUUGUUUAAAGAUUCAUACAUAAAGAUAUAAAAAAUAAACAGAGGAAUU